This is a messenger RNA of Dunckerocampus dactyliophorus (ringed pipefish), 3586 nucleotides long. RefSeq names its product Rho guanine nucleotide exchange factor (GEF) 37 (gene arhgef37). Bases 685 to 2994 code for a protein of 769 amino acids. NCBI's taxonomy places the organism in Eukaryota, Metazoa, Chordata, Actinopteri, Syngnathiformes, Syngnathidae. The transcript has 18 exons. The record is from RefSeq and is a predicted model, not a curated record. Gene Ontology annotation, molecular function: guanyl-nucleotide exchange factor activity; protein binding.
CUCGUGGUUUUGAUAGACAGUCGAGCCUGAAGAGGUGCGCGCGAGGUCAGGUUGAAAACAUAAAGGAAGCUAAAACAAGUGAAGCCAACAUGUUUCUGGCUGCUGCCGCCGGUGUCUUGAGUGGAAAAACGCUGAGAGACGAAGCCUAAUUAAUGCAAACAGCGCAACAUGCACACAAUGACAGGCCAAUUGGGAGAAGAGGGGUCGUCCCGCUGUGCUUUUGUCCUCCUCCAGAGGAAAACUUCAAUCGCCCGGUUGCUCCGCCUUCAUUGGUCAGUAAAUUAGAUUCCUGAAGCCUCUGGGGGAGCCUCUCUCUGAUUGGUCCUUGUUGGCACGGUGAGGAGCUGUGGGCCAAUCGUGUUUUGUCAGGCCGGCCCACCCUGCUUUCCACAAUCCCCCCCCUUUUGCUCACCCAGCCAAACACACCACUGCUGUCUCACACACACCAGUGAAUCAACACUCACACACUCGUGCCGCAUGAGGCCCAGCAGCAGCAAAGUGGUGUGUGAGUCAGUGGAGAAACUGAAACCAGUGUGUGUGUGUGUGUGUGUGUGUGUGUUUCCUCUGCAGCAGAUUCCAGCAGGACAAUUGAGGAGCAGCACGUCUAAACUGAAGAGUCUUCACUCCAAGGGUCACGGAUGGGCUGGAGCCUAUCCCAGCUGACUUAUUGAUGCGAUCUCCAUUAUGGAGGUGCCCAGGAUGCCUCAUCCCGUCCCCUUCCCCCGGACUAUUCAUAACAUAGCCUCCUCAACGGCAGCAGCUGUCGAGAACAUCCCCUUGAAUGACAAGCAGGAAAAAAAACUCCAGGAGGAGACAGACGAAAGCUUGGAGUAUGAUCCAUUCGGGGAAGAGGAAGAACCCAUCGAGUCCGUGGAGGUCACGGACAAGGCCAUCCGCUCUGAGGUGAAGCUGUCCUCGCAAGACAGCUUCUCAGAGGAGCUUUCCACAUCUGAGGAGAGGAAGUCCGCGGAGGAGGCUGAAAGGAUCGCGAAGGAAGAGGAAGCGGCCAAAGAGCGGGCGGCCCAGAGGCAGCUGAUGGCCGUCCAAGAGCUGGUGCACUCUGAGAGAAGCUACCUGCGAAUGCUACAGGUCAGCACUGUGACCAUCAGGAGCAACCUGCAGAAACUACAGCCUCCGCUUGCCAACUUGGACAGCAUGUUCCUCUACAUCGAGGAUGUGAUCGACGUUUCCAGUCGCCUCCUUAGCCUGCUGGAUCAGAAGCAUCUGCAGCCUGGAGAUCCGCUCUUCCUGGAGGCACUGUGUGAUGCCUUCCUGAGCCUCUCCUCCGAAAUUGAGGCCGCCUACAAGGAGUACCUGACUAACUACAACCGCGUCACUGUGGUGGAGAACUCCUACAAAAAGAAGGAGGCACUGUGGGACGAGAUCGUCAAAGUCAUCAAGACAUCAGCGCCGGAAGUGAACGCCUCCUCCCUGAGUUUCUUCCUGGUGAUGCCAGUGCAGCGCAUCGCCCGCUACCCGCUUCUUCUGCAGACCAUCCAGAAGCACACAGACACGCGUCACCCAGCGUACACGCUCCUGGAGCAGGCGGCUCACACGUCCAUCGCCCUCAACUGUCGCAUCAACGAGUAUAAGCGCUUCAGAGAAGUCGCUGACAAAUACAAGAAGACCGAGACGCUGAGCAUCAUGGACAAGAUCAACCGCUUGAGCUCUCACAGCAUCGCAAAGAAAACAGCCAGGAUUGGACAGUUCAUCAAACACGAGACAGGGAUGGCUCCCAAGCUGGUGGACGAGGAGUUUGAUGCGCUCGAAUGCUUCUUUUACAUCCUGGAACACGGCAUCUUGGAGCUGCUGGACAACGUGGAGUUGUACCUCCACCACCUUCAGAGAUUCCUCCGUUGUAAAACAGAGGAGUUUGACUUGGACAUGGAUGGCGAGAAGGCACCCAUUUGCUACAAGGAGAUCACAACCGCACUCAGGCAGUGGAUCCUCCCCACAUUUGAAAAGAGGAUGAGGACACUGAUUCACAAACCCCUCUGUGCGCUCCGUGACCUCCUGGUGGGCCCGAGGAAUCUGAUUCGGAAGAGGCUGGACAAGCUGCUCGACUAUGAAGUGAUUGAGGCCAAAUCUUCUCUGAGCUAUGAGGAACAAGCCAUAGCAAACACGUACAAGACCAUCAACACCUUGCUGCUUAACGAGCUGCCAAAGUUUAACGGCUUGGCGCUGCAGAUGAUUUGGAGCAUGCUGGGCACGUUCAGCUGCCUGCACAAAGACCUCACCUCUGACAUGGAGCAGCUCUUCCAAAGCUUUGCCCAACAGCUUCCCCACAGCUCUUUUGAGACCGGCAUGUUUUGGGAGUGGGCUGAGUCAGCAGUACUUGAGGGUUCAAGGAGGCUGGAGACUUUGUGUCACAGUGUGGAGGAGACGCUCUUGGCGCCCGCCGUGCAGCCUCUCGGCACGUCCUCGCAGCUCCGACUGAAGCAGCUGACUGACAAGCACGGCUCUGGCAAGAUCUACCAGGUGAUGAGCGCUGUGGUGGGCAGCCGGGACCUGGACCUAAGCCUGUCCAAAGGAGAGCUGGUGGCAGUCAUCAGCCACGCCGACACUCGCGGGGACAGACGCAGGUGGCUGGUGGAUGCUGGAGGUCGGCGAGGCUAUGCGCCAUGCGCCAAGCUGAUCCGCUAUCAUCAACCAGCGGACGAGCCGCCGCCAUCGCCUCACCCGCCCCUGCCGCAGGCUACCGGUGUUGCCAGAAGGCACUCUUACACGCCGGAGAUCCAACAAACUGAUGCAGCGCUCAGCCAGCCAUGCUUCCAGGUGUUUGCGGCCUACAGCUUCACAGCGAGGGGAAACCACGAAGUCUCCAUCAUGGCGGGCGAGCCGGUCCGCGUCCUGGAGCCUCACGACAAGAGGGGAAGCCGUGAGUGGAGCCUGGUGGAGGUGAGAGGCAGGCAGAGGGGCUACGUGCCCUCCAACUACCUCGCCCUGGUGCCCGUGGGGGCGGGCUCACUCGACGCCCACCAGCCGCGCUGCUAGCAUGGAGGCUAACCACAGCUCAGCGUCUGCACUAUGUCUCAAAAUGCUGCCGCUUUGUCAAACAUGCAGCACUGUUUUGAGGUUUCGCGGUGAGCAAGUUUGGCCAGUUUAUACUUCCUCUUCAAGAUGGCAAUAAAGUGCUCGUGAAACACCGCACUGAUCACAGGAAAGAAUCAAGUGGAUUGGAUUUGAAGGGCAACGUAAACUAGCAUGGGAGCGCAAAUAUCUGCACUGUUUCAGCUAAUUUCCAUCAUGAAUGGAACAUUGCAAAGCUCUGCUACUGCUACUAGCUUCAGAUCUUAUCUACAAACCGCACUUUGAAAACUCUUGACUGGAGCGUUAGCCACAAUCAGUGAGGACAUCACUGAUCAUUGCCAUGACUUGGAGUGCACCGCUAGAACAAGUUAGCGCCGCUAGCGCUAACUAUGCUACUGUGCUGGAUAUUAAAAGCAGAGUCGUUUUAUGUCCUGUGUGUGCAAGUCAGGACAGUGGAACCCCUUAAGGUCUGUCUAUCCCAGGACACUGGUCGUUCAGAUUUUAAAUGAUCCUUUUGGAAAGAGAAAAAGAAGCGAACGAGUGUAACCCACGUAAA